AUGAAGUUUGGCAUUUCUCUAAUCCUUCUGGCGGCCAUAACGUAUGCCCAAAAUGCCACAGUGACGCCAGCUCCCACGGAAACCGUCGUUGACUUGUUCCUGGGGGCGAAACGUUCAGGCAAUUAUUCUUUUGAAGGUAGCAUUAUCACAGGCGAUGCGACCGCUACCACAUACGAAAUUCGAUGCAAAUCGGGUGCCCUUAACCUACCCGGGUUCCCUACCACUACCUGUGAUCCCAAAGACCCGCCUUGGACUGUCACUAAUGGCCCUUCAUUAAUGAUAGGUCAACUGUCGACGGCUAUAGACACGGUGACAGCCUUCCUUGGUGAGACAUGCCGACUGGAACAUCAGACUGCUGCGUACUGUAAUUAUACUUUCAUAGAAAGUUUAAGUAGCACCACUACGAGCACCUCCUAUACCACCGUCAUCACAGGCGCCAAUUAUAUCGAAUAUCCUGUUGCAAUCACGGCUGGAAUAGAAAAUCUUGCUACUCUCACCACAAAUGCCGAAACCGCAACCACUGCGACUGCGACCAAGACAUGCAAGCUGUCUCCAAGUAUCGACAAGAAACCCAAGGGCAAUUAG
This is a messenger RNA of Botrytis porri, 585 nucleotides long. RefSeq lists its product as uncharacterized. Lineage: Eukaryota; Fungi; Ascomycota; Leotiomycetes; Helotiales; Sclerotiniaceae. Bases 1 to 585 code for a protein of 194 amino acids. The record is from RefSeq and is a predicted model, not a curated record. The transcript has 2 exons.